Messenger RNA from Polyodon spathula (Mississippi paddlefish), 2725 nucleotides. RefSeq names its product toll-like receptor 4. The transcript has 3 exons. Gene Ontology annotation, cellular component: membrane. Bases 9 to 2504 code for a protein of 831 amino acids. The record is from RefSeq and is a predicted model, not a curated record. NCBI's taxonomy places the organism in Eukaryota, Metazoa, Chordata, Actinopteri, Acipenseriformes, Polyodontidae. Gene Ontology annotation, biological process: immune response; inflammatory response; defense response to Gram-negative bacterium. Gene Ontology annotation, molecular function: protein binding; lipopolysaccharide binding; transmembrane signaling receptor activity.
GUAUAAAAAUGGAUUUUCAAAAAUGUCUGCUAUUCUUUUGUACUUUAGUGGUACUGCAUGCGGUCUUGUCUUUCAAAGCUUCGGUCAGUGGAAACAAAUGCAAAGAGACACUCGCAAACAUCUCUUUUUCAUGCAUGCGGUUAAACCUGCACAGCAUCCCUCCUGAAAUACCGUCUUCAGCCGAGAAACUUGAUUUCAGCUUUAAUGACUUGGGAACUCUGCAUCGAAAUUCAUUCCCAUCAUUGCCUUACUUAACUUUCCUUGAUCUUACAAGGUGUGGAAUCAUAUUGAUUGCAGAUGACGCUUUUCAAAAUGUAAGCAACUUGACCAUUCUGAUUCUUACUGGAAACCCCAUCAAACAACUUGAAAAAAAAUCAUUCCGCUCACUGCACAAUCUACAAAAGCUGACGAUUGUGGAUACCGGUCUUUCCGCUUUAGAAAAGUUGCCUAUCAGUCACUUGACACAGCUGCAAGAGCUAAAGGCUGGGAAGAAUAUCAUAAGCUCUUUGAAAGUGCCACUGUAUGUCUUCAAUCUCACCAGCCUCAGACUGCUGGACCUGCACUCCAAUAAUAUUUCCAGCAUAUCUUUGAGAGAUACGACAGUUUUAAGGAAAAUGGACCUAACAAAUUUAACACUCAUUCUUACACAAAACCAUAUUUCGUAUGUACAAUCAGGGGCAUUCGAUGGUGUUAUUCUUAAAGAACUUCACCUAAGAAGUGCGUUUGAUUUUCCCUAUGCCAAGAACUGCUGCCUUAAGGCAAUGGCUGGUUUGAAAGUUGACAAACUUGUCCUGGGAAAUUACAGGAAUACAAAAUUAGUAACAACUUCUGGGAGUGGUCCCCUAGACGGGCUCUGUAUGAUUGAAUUCCAGGAAAUCCACAUUACUGAUAUCGAUGAUUUGUCAGGUCACUAUCCCAAUGCACGCGACAUAUUCCACUGCCUUGUUAAUGCUACAGUUAUUAAAUUAUUAAACUGUUUGUUAACUGACCUAAAAGUUCCUAUCUUCCCUAAGCUUAAGAUGCUAGAUUUAAGUUACAAUAAUUUUGAAAACCUGCCUGCAGCUGAACUUUCAAACCAGAAUACCUUAGAGACUCUUCGGAUAACAGAUAAUUGGUUUUUGACCUCUUUUAAUUCUCGAUUUUUAAAUAUGUCCAGCCUUAAAAACUUAGAUAUCAGUUAUAAUCAUAUUACCAUGCGGCAAUGCUGCAUUCCACAGUUUUCUGGUGCAGACCAGCUUAUCAUCCUCAAUAUGAGCUACAACCUUGAAAUUAGAUUUGAAGGUUUAGCUUUUGAUGGGAUUGAAAAUUUGGAAAUUUUAGACCUUAGAUACACUAAGAUUGGUGGCUUUGGGGAUUACCCUUUACUCAAAAAUUUGAAAAAACUUUCCUAUCUCGACAUUUCUUAUGCAAGUACAUAUUUCACAAGUGAAAAUGCAUUAGAAGGCCCUGCCAAUCUAAAGGUCCUGAAGGCUCCAGGAAACCUUUUCCAUAGAGGUAUUGUAUAUUUUAUGCAUAACCCUGAACUUGAACUGCUUGAUAUUUCACACUGUCAAUUUGACCAUUUGCCCCAAGGUACAUUUAAGGGUCUCAGGAAUCUUCAGCACUUAGAUGUCAGUCACAAUAAGCUGACAACAAUUGAUUUUGUUACCAGCCCUUCUCUUAACACACUUACACUGAUAGACUUGUCUAACAACAACGUCCCUGGAAUUCCACAAAGCGUCCUGGAUCACCUGCCAAAGAAAAUGAUUGUAUUUGACAUAUCUCAAAAUCCCUUUGAAUGCACGUGUGAUUAUUUAAGUUUUUUCAAGUGGGCAACUGAACACAAAGCAAUAUUAAAGAACCCAAAUGAACUUUUGUGUAAAAGCCCAUUGUCCCUGACAAACACAAGAGUAAUAGAUUCUGACAUUUGCAAGGCUAAAACUUUGUUCAUAGGCGUGACUAUUGGCAUUUUAAUUAUUCUAUCAGCAAUAGCAGCAUCCAUAUACAAAUACCAGUUUCACUUGCUCUACUGUUGGAUACUGAUGAAGGGGUACAGGAGUACUCAAUUGCAGGAGUGUAAAUUUGAUGCCUUUGUUGUCUACUCCAGUCUUGAUGAACACUGGGUCAUGAAUGAAUUGGUAGAGAACUUGGAGAAUGGAGUACCUCCUAUAGAGCUGUGUCUACACAAUAGGGACUUCCAACCAGGACAAUUGAUAACCUCCAACAUUCUCGAAGAAGGAAUCAUGAGCAGCAGGAAAGUCAUCAUUGUGUUAUCCAAAAACUUCAUCGCGAGCAGGUGGUGCAAAUUUGAAUUUGAUAUGGCACGAUCUUGGCAAUUUCUCGAGGGAACACCGGGUAUAAUAGUGAUUGUGUUGGAAGAUAUCAAGGAGGAGGAGAUAAAGCAUGUGUUUAGACUUCACAAAUACCUGAAGAAAAACACUUACUUGAAAUGGAAAGACAAUGCCCUGAGCAGCAUGAGAUUCUGGACUCGUCUCAGGAAAGCUGUUCUCUCGGGGAAAAGGUGAUUUCAGGUAAAGUAUCUAUAAAUUGAAAUCAGCAAAAGCCAAAGUAUGAGACUGGGAUGUAAAACUGAUAAGAUGAGGAAAUUCUAAAUAUUUCUUAAGCAGUGGCACUGAGCGCAGACAUGCUGUUUUUUAAACAUUUUUGGUAGCACAGUUUGCAUCUCUUGUUGUGAAUUCUGAGAUUUUUUGUAAUAAACUGUUAUUUUAUUUUAUUUUUUUUCUGU